Molecule: messenger RNA, 3351 nt
Organism: Calypte anna (Anna's hummingbird)
Lineage: Eukaryota; Metazoa; Chordata; Aves; Apodiformes; Trochilidae
Gene: GGT5
Product: gamma-glutamyltransferase 5
Exons: 12
Coding region: 200-1873 (557 amino acids)
Biological process (GO): glutathione catabolic process; inflammatory response; leukotriene D4 biosynthetic process
Cellular component (GO): plasma membrane
Molecular function (GO): leukotriene-C(4) hydrolase activity; glutathione gamma-glutamate hydrolase
Source: RefSeq, a predicted model, not a curated record
CAGACAUAGAAGAGCAGGGAAGAAAGAGUACACCGUUUCCUUUUGGGCAGCUUUUAAUCUUAAAAAGAAUGUAACUCUGAGUCGCAGGGGGCAGAGCCCACUUCAGUGAGACCUCCCUCCCAAACCUGCCGGAUCCUCUGCUUCCACCCUCGGCAAAGCCGGCGCCUCAGCAGCCUCGCAGCCUGCCCCGGGCACAGCCAUGGCUACGGGGAAGGUUUGCUGCCUGGUGCUGCUGACCCUGGGGGUGCUGGCGGUGGUUGUUGUGCUUGUGGUCAUCCUGAGUCGUCCCAAGUGUGCUCCUCAGCAGUACCUGCACGGUGCCGUGGCUGCUGACACCGAGACCUGCUCUGCCAUCGGCCGGGACAUCCUGAAAAGUGGAGGCACAGCUGUGGAUGCUGCCAUUGCUGGGUUGAUCUGCACUGCAGUGAUGAACCCUCAGAGUUCAGGCCUGGGUGGUGGGGUCAUAUUCACCAUCUAUAAUGCCAGCACAGGAACAGUUGAGGUGAUCAAUGCCCGUGAGACCGUCCCCCGGGUGUUUCCCCGUGAUUUGCUCUCUGGCUGUGCUGCUGGUUUCCCCAUAGGUCCCCACUGGAUUGCUGUACCAGGAGAAAUCCGUGGGUACGAAGCAGCCCACAGGCGACACGGCCGCUUGCCAUGGAAAGCCCUGUUUGAACCAACCAUCAAGCUCCUCUCAGAGCCCCUUGUCAUUUCCCCAGUUCUGGACAAGAUAAUCCAUCACCAGGCCUUCUCCAGUGUGGGAAAAAGUCUGUGCCCACUGAUCUGUGACGGUCAAAGGUUUUUGAAGCAUGGAGAGACCUUCAGGUGGCCAGCUCUGCAGCAAACACUGAGAGCUAUAGCGGAAAAUGGAGCUGCAGCAUUUUAUGAAGGACAGAUAGGAAAGGCCCUGGUGGAGGACAUUAGGAAGGCUGGGUCCAGUAUCUCACUAGAGGACCUUCAAGCAUACAAAGCUGAUGUGUCCUCACCUCUGAAUAUUACCCUGAACAAUCACACCACAGUGUUUUCUCCUGGACCCCCCAUGGGAGGUGCUGUGCUGAUGUUAAUCCUCAAGAUAUUGGAAGAAUAUAACCUUCAUGAGGCAUCACUGGCAACCCCUAAAGACAAAGUGGAAACCUACCAUCACAUUGCAGAGGCCUUGAAGUUUGGCAAUAUGCUGAAGCCCCUGAUGAGUGACCCGGCCUUCUCCGAAGCUCAGGUGCCAGUGGGGACCGUGCUGUCUGACAAGAUUGCUGACCUUGCUAGGGGCCGGAUAGAUGACAGUGGUGACCAUCCCCUCAGCCACUACAACUUGUUUGGCUCCACCUACAACCACACGUACAAAAGCAAGGGCACAAGCCACAUCUCUGUGCUCUCUGCAGAUGGCAGCGCUGUGUCCGCCACCAGCACCAUCAACUACCCGUUUGGCUCCUUUGUGUAUUCUAACCAAACUGGGAUCAUUUUAAACAACGAACUUGCUGAUUUCUGCAUAGCAAACAGAAGCAUUAAGCCAGGAGAGAAGCCUCCCUCAGCAAUGGUGCCUUCCAUCCUCAUCUCCAAGACAGGAGACAUGCUGGUGAUUGGAGGAGGUGGUGGGGCCUGGAUUAUCAGUGCUACUGCUCUGGCCAUCAUAAACAAGCUGUGGCUUGGCUAUGACUUGGAACAUGCCAUUUCAGCUCCCACCAUGCAUACUGAAGGUGACAAGAUUCUGUUUGAGAAACACUUCAGUGAGGAGGUUAGGACUGGCCUGCUGGGAAGAGGACAUAAAGAAGAGAAAGCUAAAUUUUCAAUGAAUGUUGUGCAGGGAAUUUCCAAGGAAGGAAAAUGCAUUUCUGCUUACUCUGAUAAAAGGAAGCUGGGGAAGUCAGCUGGUUAUUAGCUUGCAAUGCCACCACAACUCACAAAACCACAGGGGAAAACUAGAUUCAGACCAUGCUUUGGCUUGGACUUGCCAGUGCUGCCUGUUCAAAUCAGGAUGCCAGCUGGACUGUGGGAAAAACUUGUGAUUUGCAGUUGUGUGAUUCCAAUAAGCUGCAAGGCACCCUCAGGCAGUACAAGGGCAGGUCAGCCUACAUCCUCCAUUACUUAUGUGAUUCCAUAUGAAAAACGUAAUUUUUGAGCACAUCAGCUAUUCCAAAUAAGAGAAUACUGAAUGGGAAAGGAAAAUUGGUUCAAACCCCACUGGGAACACUGUGAAAUCACCAGCUGUAUCUGCCAUUCCUGCUGGAGAGUCUCAGUUAAGAGCAGCAUUGGUUUAUUUCUGGUUGUUGCCACAGUAAGCUUAUUAUUAUGGGGGCUCAGCAAUGUGAAAUGAGUAACUGUGCUGGUUAUAAGGAUUACAAGAAGUUGUCUGUAGGGUCAGGAUUUUAAAAUCUUAAGCAUCUGGGCUUAGAGGGUAGGUUUAGAAAGGGAAGAGAGCAAAACUCCACUCUCCCUCUUGGUUUUCCCAUCCACAUCAGCCCUACUUUUCCCAAAGGCAGCAGAUGGAAUCAGUGCACUACAGCACAAGUCUGCACAUGCCCUGGGGAUGCAAAAGGCCCCACUAGUUCAGAGUAACUGAGCUGAACCUUGCUUCAGCCCUUGCACACUGGUGACUUUGGGAGUGAGGCUCCCAUGGGGUGAUGCCUCUGGGAGGGACAGGCUUCUGCGUUGCUCCUGGGGUCACCUCUCCCUGUGGUGAGAGGAGUCUCAAUCUCUGCCAGUUCUCACUCCUGCAAGAGAGAAGUCAUUUGGGAAGGCAGGUGAGGAGUGCAGGGGAAUACUUGUUGGGUUUAGAAGCUUUUUAACUUUCUCCCAAGUGCAACAGAUACAGAAGACUUCACUUGUAGCCAUGAGCUGAGCCUGCCCAGGCAAACCCCAGGACUAGCAGAAACUGGCAGAAGACUCUUCUCCCAUAGCCUAAGCACAUGCUCCAACUCCCUGUUUACCAUGACUGGUCUCUAGUGUUCCCAUAAGAUCACAAGAAAUUAGGGCUGCUUAGGGCCUGUCACAAAGAGAGAAAACUUCUGGAGGAGAGACCUGAACCCAUGCAACUGGAUGCAAACGUUCUUUUGCAGUUACCCCAUAACUUGGCCCUUGCUCAGAAUGGCCAAGGUUAUUUUGAAAUGGCCAAGAGAAUCAAGCAUUUAAAAAAAACCACCAAGAAAACCCCAAAGUUCUUCACAAAUACCCAGAGGCAAGGUCCCACACUCCCCUAUGGACACAGUCAGUAUUGUGUGUGUGUGUUUCUGGUGAAGUGAAGCCAAACCAACAAGACACUAGCAGAGCCCUCCCCUUCACAUGUUUGUUCUUACCUCACACACAGCCCAUGGCAUUCUUAGUACACAAGCAACUAAAAUCCCUCUGUAUCAGAGCACA